AAAAAGGCUCUCAGAUAAAUCCGGCAUGUCCGGAAUACGAUACGAUGUCGUCUAUAAAUAUGUCUUAGUAGUCAAUUUGAGUUAAGUUUUAAAUAAGAAAGUUGUUGAAGUGGGUUUAAAUACUAUAUUUGAUUCUGCCUUCAAAAAGUAGACGUAUCUGUAACUUGACUCACAAGGCUCAGUCCUCGGACCUAUUCUGUUUUUGAUCCAUGUUAAUGACUUGUUCGAGUUACCCGUUAAAUAAAUAAUGAAAUUAGCACCUCUACCAUGGAUUACAUUAUUAUAUCAAUUGAUAUGUCAUACUCAACAAACUGCCCUCCGUCCAUAUCCUGCUUCUGAAGUUGACUCUCCAUUUAUGGCAAUCGGAAGAGGUUCAACCAUAAGAAGGGCUUUGGUUCAGUCCUGUUCGGAUUUGAUUUUUUGCCAAGGAGCCUUAUUGGACACCGUACAAAGACAAGGGCUGUAUAAGGAUUCGAAAAGGUUCGUUGAUAUGAGCCUGAAACACGACCAAGAAACUACGUUGAAAAAUUUUCGGAAAAUGAUGAGCGAUUCUGGUGAGAAACCUAGUAAGGCUGUUGUACGGAAAUUUGUCGAAGAAAAUUUCGAGUUUGUUAGUGAGACGGAAUCUUGGACACCUACAGAUUUCAAUCAGUCGCCGACAUUUUUAAACACCAUCAAGGAUACUAAGGUGAAAAAAUUCGCCAAAUCACUAGUAUCGCUAUGGCCCCUUUUAGGACGUCGUAUCAAGGAUAGUGUAAAGACAGACCCAAAAAGGCACUCGCUGAUACCGGUUCCUGAAGGAUUUAUAGUACCCGGAGGAAGGUUCAGGGAGAUUUACUAUUGGGAUUCGUAUUGGAUAAUUGAAGGUUUACUAAUAAGCGAAAUGAAGAACACCGCCAAAGGAAUGCUAACCAAUUUGGCCUACUUCAUCAAAAAUUACGGUUUCAUUCCGAACGGUUCGCGAGUGUACUACCUGAACCGGUCUCAACCGCCCCUUUUCACCAUGAUGGUAGGACUCUACAUGGACUAUACCAACGACCAGGCUUGGUUGGCAUCAAACGUUGAAUAUAUCGAGAAAGAAAUGAUGUUUUGGUUGGACACUCGGACGCUUACUAUAACCAAAUCUGGAUCGACUUACCAGUUGGCGCAUUAUGGUACUCGUAGCAAUACGCCCAGGCCGGAGUCAUACGCGGAAGAUUUGGAGACGUGUAAACGAGUUGAGGAUGACGUUGGAAAGCAAGCUUGCUACAAUGCACUGAAAACAGCCUGCGAAACCGGUUGGGAUUUCUCACUACGAUGGAUUUUCGACAAACAAGGCGGUAUCAACAGCAACCUCUCAGACAUAGACAGUCAAAGAGUAGUGCCAGCAGAUUUGAACGCUUUCCUAUGCACCUCCUUCCGAUUACUGUCUGGUUUUUAUGGCCAACUAGGCAACUCUGCUAAACAAACGCAAUGGGCAGCUAAGGCCGACUUGUGGCAAAAAAAUAUGGAAACGGUUUUGUACAAUGAAGCAGAUGGAAUAUGGUACGACUACGACUACAACCUGGGCAAACAACGAAAGUACUUUUUUCCUAGUAAUUUGGCACCGCUCUGGACUGGUUGCUACGACAAAACCAAGAAGGAUGAACAAGGAAAAAAGGCAGUGGAAUAUUUGAAAAGACAGGGCAUCGAUAAGUUUAUGGGCGGAAUACCGACGUCACUUCAGAGAAGCGGAGAGCAAUGGGAUUUACCAAAUGCGUGGCCACCGCUUCAAGAAUUCGUAGUUUUAGGAUUGUAUAAUACUGGCAAUGAGGAGGCUAAAGCGAUGGCAAGAGACAUGGCGAAUCGUUGGUUAACUUCAAACAUGAAAGGCUUUGAGCACAGUAAGGCCAUGUAUGAAAAGUAUGAUGCUGUUGAAGUUGGUGAAUAUGGCGGUGGCGGAGAGUACGCAGUACAACUAGGAUUUGGAUGGACUAACGGAGUUGCUUUGUCGUUUAUAAAAGAAUUUCAUUCCAAUGAAAACCAAAGAGGUACAGCAUCUCGAAAUAUAUUGAGUGGUUUUUUCAAUAAGUAUUCCUAUAUUGUAGGAUUUAGUUCACUAGCAUUAUUAAGAGCAAUGUAAUAGGUUUGUUUAAUAAAAUUAUAUUUUUUUCUACUCAAUG
This is a messenger RNA of Ceutorhynchus assimilis (cabbage seed weevil), 2141 nucleotides long. Lineage: Eukaryota; Metazoa; Arthropoda; Insecta; Coleoptera; Curculionidae. The record is from the annotation of a GenBank genome assembly.